This is a messenger RNA of Tyto alba (common barn owl), 2747 nucleotides long. It is a transcript of the gene COL23A1, whose product is annotated as collagen type XXIII alpha 1 chain. The record is from RefSeq and is a predicted model, not a curated record. NCBI's taxonomy places the organism in Eukaryota, Metazoa, Chordata, Aves, Strigiformes, Tytonidae. The transcript is spliced from 28 exons. Bases 128 to 1684 code for a protein of 518 amino acids.
UCCGCAGCUGCCGGCCCCACUUCCGCGGCGGGGCGCGCAGCGCACAGGGCGGGCGCUGGAUGCGCCGCCGGGGGGAGGCGGGCGGCAGGCGAGGGGGACCCCGCGGAGCGGCGCGGAGCUCGGCGCGAUGAGCGCGGGCAGCGGAGCCGGCGCGGCGGCGGGCACCGCCACCUCCGCGCUCUGCCUGCUCCUCUCGCUGACCGCCGUGGCCGUCUGCCUGCUGCUGGGCGCCAAGACGGCCGAGCUGCAGGGCCGGCUGGCCGCGCUGGAGGAGCGGGGCUCCGCCGGCCCCGGGCCGCUGCUGGACGCGCUGCAGCCACGCGUGGAGCAGCUCUUCCGCGAGAAACUGGGUGAAGGACUAGCAAAGCUGCGGACGGUGAGAGAGGCUCCGUCAGACUGCAUGUGCCCCCCAGGCCCUCCGGGGAGGCGGGGGAAGCCCGGCCGGCGUGGAGAACCUGGCCCUGCAGGGCAGUCAGGACGCGAUGGUUACCCGGGGCCUCUUGGUUUGGAUGGCAAACCAGGACCUCCAGGACCAAAAGGGGAAAAGGGUGAAGCAGGGGACAUCGGCCCAAGGGGCGAUCAAGGUCGAGAUGGAGCCACUGGCCCCCCUGGUCCACCAGGACCCCCAGGUGCCCGGGGGCCUCCUGGUGACACGGGAAAAGAUGGCCCAAGAGGACCUUCAGGCCCCCCUGGUUUCAAAGGCGAGCCGGGAGAGGACGGCCUCGUGGGUGUCAGGGGACCUCCAGGACCAAAGGGUGAGCCUGGCAUCCAAGGGAAAAAGGGUGAUGAUGGGAUCCCUGGGCAACCAGGACUUAUGGGCCCUAAGGGAGAAAAAGGAAGCAUAGGUCCCAAGGGAGAGAACGGCACAGAUGGCUUGCCAGGACCCAAGGGUGAACCUGGCGAGAAGGGAGGAAUUGGCUCCAUUGGACCUCGGGGUCCCCCCGGCCUGAAAGGGGAACAGGGUGACACUGUGGUGAUCGACUAUGACGGCCGAAUCCUGGAUGCACUCAAGGGUUCGCCGGGUCCCCCAGGGCCACCAGGCCCCCAAGGCGCUCCAGGUCCCAAGGGAGAGCUGGGCUUGCCGGGUCCACCUGGACUGGAUGGUGAAAAGGGUCCCAAAGGAGCAAAGGGUGACCAGGGCAGCACAGGGAUCGCAGGACAGAAAGGAGAGACGGGAGAAAUGGGCUUAGCGGGUCCACCGGGAGCAGAAGGGCCAAAAGGAGACAAAGGAGAAAAAGGAGACACUGGGUCACCGUGUUUGCAGAAUAAUCAUAUCAUACCUGAGCCCGGACCCCCAGGAUUACCCGGCCCUAUGGGUCCUCCAGGAAUCCAGGGGCCUAAAGGCUUGGAUGGUGCCAAGGGAGAAAAAGGUGACAGCGGUGAGAAGGGGGACCACGGCGACACGGGACCUGCUGGUCUCCCGGGUCCUCCAGGGCUCAUCGGUUUACCCGGUACCAAAGGAGAGAAGGGAAAGUCGGGGGAGCCAGGAUUGGACGGUUUCCCAGGUCUCAGAGGAGAGAAAGGAGAGAGAAGUGAAAGAGGCGAGAAGGGUGAGCGAGGAAUCCCAGGGAGAAAAGGAGCCAAAGGGCAAAAAGGGGAACCAGGCCCUCCCGGACUGGAUCAGCCUUGUCCCGUGGGACCAGACGGACUGCCUGUAGCAGGAUGCUGGCAUAAGGUACAGUAAUAAUUGUGUAUCCUUGAGCAGGUCCUGAGUAAUUUUGUUUGCUGCAUGGUGAUAGUUUGCACUGCUGCACAUCCUUUAAGCAACAGGUUAUAUGCCUGGCAGACGUGAUGUCAUGCCUUGGGAGAGCAGGUUCCACCUGGCUCCAUGUCCUGUUCCCCACAGCUGUAGACUGGUGCUAUGAACACCGCUCCAAAAACUGCCUAAGCAUGAAAAAUCAACUGCCUAAGCAUGAAAAAUCAUUCUCAUUAAUAUUGUCAGUAGCAAUGCCUUUUUUUAGGCUUGCUUGGGCUAGGCUUUUUUUAUGGCCCAGGCAGUUUAGGAACUGCUCAUGCAAAGACUGCACCGCCCUGCAAAAACGUGCUCUCGUGACUCAGCCCAUACCUUCUAGCUGAGACUCAUACAGUGGGUUGCCUCUUCGUCACAGUUACAAAACAUUUCCAAGCAAAGACUUGUCUGCCAUUGUAAUUAUAAUCUACAACCUCUACACUGCUUCAGUGCUCAAAUCAGUAAAUCUCUGUGCAAGUGGCCAGGUAAUUCGUACCGUCCCACGCACCUACAACAGCCAGGGAUUGUAAGUGCUGAAGACAGCUCAGGACAAUGAGAGAUGCAUCCCCCCAUAAGAUGAGGAUUUGAUCCAGGCUUGUAGGAGGAUGCUGUAACGUCAUUCAGUGUCAAACCCUUAUCGGAGAAACUGAGUGGAAUUACUAACCCAGUUUCAAACAUGUGGUGUGUGGACACAGCUUGAGUUAAUAGCAAGCAUGUUACUAACUGGUUGCAAACCCUCGGUUAGAGUGUGAGCAUGCCCUUAGCAUAUAGAAGUUUUUAAUUCUGUGGUAAGUUGUUUUGCUGUACUGUUAAUAUUAAAAGAAAUCUCAAUGCCAAACUUUAUAAUAUUAACAAUAAGAUUAGUAAGCAUGAAUGGAGCAUUUUCUUUGAUUGAAAUGUUUGUCUGUGUGUUCUUUUUCAGUGAUCUCUAAGCAUGAAGCACAGUAUGUAAAUAAUGUGAUAUAUUUUGAUCUUUUUAAUUUUUGUAUAAAAAAAGGAAAAAAAAACCCUUACAACA